Botrytis deweyae is the source of this 550-nucleotide messenger RNA. RefSeq lists its product as uncharacterized. The coding region runs from base 96 to 371 and encodes 91 amino acids. NCBI's taxonomy places the organism in Eukaryota, Fungi, Ascomycota, Leotiomycetes, Helotiales, Sclerotiniaceae. The record is from RefSeq and is a predicted model, not a curated record. The transcript is spliced from 3 exons.
CGAAAAUCAAUUUAUUUUAAUAUCGAAAACUACAAUCUUAAAUCAAACAGUCUAUUUAAUCACCAACAAAAUAAAUCAGCAGACAAGGAAACAAUAUGCCUAUCAACGAUAAAUCAGGAGUUUCGGGUGGUGUUACCUGGGUUACAAGUACUGUUGGCAAUGGUGUCUCAGGCGUCACAAACACAGUAGGGGGUGUAGUUGGAGCUGUUGGACGAGGAUUGGGAGAAACUGUAAAUGGAGUUACCGGAAAUGCAGGUAAACCCGUAGGCGAUGGGAUUAAAGAUAUAGGAGAGGGCAUUGAAGGUGGAGCUGCACGUGUAGCAAAGGGGGUCAAGAACGCAGGGGAGGGUCAGCAUGGGCCUUUGAGAUGAGAAAUAUCUCUUUCGGUUAAGGGUUUGGGCAGUCUGCGGAUUUGAUAUGAUACCAAUGUUUUUUCUUUAAAUGGGCCGUCGCCUAGAAAUAUAUGACAAAUUUGUUAUUUGAGAUAACCAUUGUUAUUUGAUACUUAUCUAUUUAACAGGAAUUAUCCAUCGCAUGUCGCGAACGAAUG